UUUACCAAAAUGGGUCGUUCGAUUUUUGUUUUGGAGUUCGUGUUUUUAGCUCUAAUUAUUGCAAUUAGUUGUGUUAAUGGCAAUGAUCAAUGCCCUAAUACCAUUGUUAAGCUUUUGCCAUGCAAAGGUUUUUUAAUGGGAAAGAGUGAUAUUGGUGGUCAUUGUUGCAAUGGUGUUAAGGGAUUAAUGAAAAUGGUUACUUUUGAUAAUGAUUUGAAGCUUCAAAGUAUUUGUGAAUGUCUCAAGAAAGAAGCUUUAGCUAUUGGAGUAAUUGAAGAAAGAGCUAAGCAAAUUCCUCAACUUUGCAACAUUAACCUUUCUAUUCCUAUUGAUCCUAAUGUGGAUUGCAAAAAAUUAAAAGGUUCAUCAUCAACUAGAGAGUUCAAAUUGAAGUAUUACAAGAAUACUGAGAUGAUGGUUUUCAGAAGACCAAAUUAUAAUAGUCACAAGUACCAUUCAAUUUCCCAUAAGAAACCUCUAAUUGUCAAUUAAGUGAAGUGUUAUCUAUCUCAUGAAGUGGAAUACAGAAAUAUCUAAGAAGACUAUGAUCAUUUCAUUAGACUUGAUGAAUAUAUUGUAUUGUGUUUAUUGCAUGAUAUGAUCAAAUGUUUUAUCUAAUAAAUUAUCCAGAUUAUUUAAAGGUGUCAUGUUAUAGGUUGAGUUGAAUUUGAACGGAUAAAAACAGAAUGAGCUAAUAAAUAGACGGGUUAUUAAUCUACUCAUAAGGUUACUUCAGCUAAGAUUGCUUAGGUCACCUUCUUUUUGGAAUUGACUAAAAAUGAAAGUG
Messenger RNA from Solanum dulcamara, 787 nucleotides. RefSeq names its product non-specific lipid-transfer protein 1-like. The record is from RefSeq and is a predicted model, not a curated record. Gene Ontology annotation, biological process: lipid transport. The coding region runs from base 10 to 492 and encodes 160 amino acids. The transcript is spliced from 3 exons. Gene Ontology annotation, cellular component: membrane. NCBI's taxonomy places the organism in Eukaryota, Viridiplantae, Streptophyta, Magnoliopsida, Solanales, Solanaceae. Gene Ontology annotation, molecular function: lipid binding.